Messenger RNA from Erpetoichthys calabaricus (reedfish), 1827 nucleotides. It is a transcript of the gene sertad4, whose product is annotated as SERTA domain containing 4. The transcript is spliced from 4 exons. The coding region runs from base 325 to 1329 and encodes 334 amino acids. The record is from RefSeq and is a predicted model, not a curated record. NCBI's taxonomy places the organism in Eukaryota, Metazoa, Chordata, Cladistia, Polypteriformes, Polypteridae. Gene Ontology annotation, cellular component: nucleus.
CCUCAAUUCAGAUUUUCUUUUCUUUUCUUUUUUUUUUUGCUCCUCGUUCAUUUUUUAGGUUAAGAACGCAAAGAGCGAGCGAGCGAGCAGGCGGGCGGGCGGGCGGGCGGCUUGAGCGAGCGCCACUGGACCGGAGUCCCCCCCUCCACCGCCGCCUCCUCCGCCUUCCGCGAACGAUCAGAGAUGCUGCCAAAAAAGCCGCGCACUCGACUGACUGCGUGGGCGGGAGAGCGCGCAGCAGCUUCGCAGGCGCCCAACUGAAGACGAGAAGAGCGGAGGGACGCCGACUCCGGUUCGAGGCACGGAGGUUACACAGCUCAAGAGAUGACCCUGGUCCUGUCCAUGAAUACGUUCUGCGAGCACAGAGCCUCGGAAGGAGACCCCGAAAUCCCAGAGUACCAGCCCCUCUGGGAGAGCGAGCCCUGCUUCAGGGUCCAUACUGCAGGGGGCACCCCGCUGGAAUGCGCUGCUGAUCACUUGGCACAAGCUGAGUGUCACUUCCGAAGAGGGACCGUCCCGGUGGCAGCAUCCAGGAUUGCAUACUUUAAGAGGAAGUACGUCGAGGAGAAGGACCCUCACCCGGCCCUGCACGGCUUGUGCCCACGAGUGAGGCCCGGCUUUGAGGACCGCACCCACGUGCUGAGGCUGUCCCUGGACAAGCUACGCUUCAUUGAAGACCCCGAGGCCUUCCUCCGCCGCUCCGUCCUCAUCAACAACCUUCUGCGGCGGCUGCGGACGGAGAUCCUCCUCCAGAGUAACUGGUGCUUCCCCGCGCCUCUUCAGCUGUCCGCCGUGCCCAGCCCCCCAAACGGCCACUGCCCGUGGGAGACCCCCGCCGCAGCCUCGUGCUUCGGCCAGACCGAGAGGCCGUACCGCAAGCGUUUGCGCGCGACGCCGCAGCCCGACGACUGCCUCGAUGGCUGUUGUUGUUAUUAUGGGGGCUGCUACUUGCGGCUGCCCUUCCCUGUCUGCCAUGAGACCCCAUCCUCCUCCACCUCCUCCUCCUCGUCCCCCUUCUGCUCGUCAUCCUCAGCCCUCGGCCACCAGCACGUCACGUACGAGGAAGAGGCCAAACUGGACAGGCUCUACCCCCACGCCAGCCUGCCGAGACCCGAAAGGCAGCACGAGAUGCGGGAAGCCGAGGGUCCGACCAAGCAGGAGCUGACGUUCGGCUGUGUGGGAGACGAUGGGGCGUCGCAGCUUGACCACGUGCUUCAAAGUGACUUGCUAGCUUGGGAGAAGGACGUGGAGCCGCUGGCCUGGCGGGAGGACAUCCAGGGGACGCAGCACGAGCCCCCGUUGUGCUGUACGGCGGGGAGGAAAAUGUAAAGCGGCAGACGUUUGGGGGAGAUGCCCUGAGACCCCUCUGAUCUCGGCGACUGGCCCUUUAGCAGCCUGAGGAGUGGACAGAGUGAGUCGUAGGGCCACUUGGGGGGACAGAGAGGCGGCCUUGGCUGGCGAGCCGAGCAGAACUCCGACUGGUGCCUUAGCUUCUCUUUUCAUCGGUUUGUGACUCGGCGUCCUUGCCAUCAGGUUUUCAGUUGUGGACGAUGAGCUCAAAACGUGAAACGGUCUUUGUGGGACGGGCAGUGGCAUGACACAAUGGCCAUGGACCGUGCCACCCCAGCCCCUGAGCCCCCCCCCCAGACAGGGGUUCAAAUGUUGUCUUUUCUUUCCUUUUCCUUUUUCUUUUUGCCCGUUGUGUUGGCUCACUUUUGUAAUUCAUUUUUGAUUUGAACCCAGGGCCGGAGCCUGAAGUGAGGCCUGGGUGGACGAGUGCUGGACGGCGGCCUGCCCUGCUGCCUAUCAUUAAAGAGGGAAGGUGGA